Molecule: messenger RNA, 825 nt
Organism: Wickerhamiella sorbophila
Lineage: Eukaryota; Fungi; Ascomycota; Dipodascomycetes; Dipodascales; Trichomonascaceae
Exons: 1
Coding region: 1-825 (274 amino acids)
Source: RefSeq, a predicted model, not a curated record
AUGCUUGUUAGUGGCAUAUACGCACCACCGUUAUCUUAUCAAGCGUACACGGUCUAUUCCCAGGCCCAAUAUGGCUCACCUGAAGUAAGAACACUACCACCACCUAUGGCCAGUCUUCCUGACAUGCCAGUUUCCGAGAUCCAGAACUUCUCUGCCGAUGCAUUCUUAGCGCCAAAACGCAACAACCCCAUGAAGCAGCCAGCGCAAAGGCAAUACAAGUGCUCAAUUUGUUCCUACUCCUCGUAUAUCGGUGCCCUCUAUGAGUACCAUAUUGCUCAUGCCCAUUCGCACCAGGGGUACAUGCCCAUGCCCAUCCCCAUCGAGACGGGGCUGGUUGCGCCCAUCGCGAUCGGACAAUUACCCCCUCAGCAGCAGCAACAACAACCCCAAUUAGAGCAACAAGAGCAAGCUCUGCACUCUGGUCAUAUUGUUUUGCAUUCUCCACCCGUGCGCUCCAAUACUGCACUGUGCCCACCUACCGCUUAUUACACCCCUGUGGUACAGGUAGCCACAUCACCCUCGGAGGCAUCAGCGGCUUCCCCUACAGCGGAGUCUUCUACAACGGCUGUAUUUUCUGGGUCGUUUUCUGAGCACAGUGCUUGCCAUUCAACGGACUCCAAAAGCGACUCCGAAAAUGACGUGGCAAAGCUCCAAGUUUGCACCUUCAGUGGUUGUGGCUACGCAAGCAACUCCAAGAAAUUUUUCCACAGGCACAUCCAGUAUGCUCACCGCAAAAAACGUCAAAUGAGCUGUACCAGAUGCCAAUUUGCUACUCGCGACCCUAUCGUCUACAAAAAUCAUUUAUUGGAGCACCUAGGGUUAUAA